GUCUUCCCCCCACAUUUACUGUGACGUUUUAUUAAAGUUGUAAGAUGGCGACGGUGCAUCUGAGGAUCGGGGACCUGGUGUGGGGGAAGCUUGGCCGUUACCCACCAUGGCCAGGAAAGGUAGUAAGCCCUCCAAAGGAUCUGAAAAAGCCCAGGGGCAAAAAAUGCCACUUUGUGAAGUUCUUUGGAACUGAAGACCAUGCCUGGAUUAAAGUAGAACAGCUGAAGCCCUACCAUGCCCACAAAGAGGAGAUGAUCAAGAUAAAUAAAGGCAAGCGCUUCCAGCAGGCAGUGGAUGCAGUGGAGGACUUCCUGAAGAAGGCCAAGGGAAAAGAACAGAACUCUGAGGGCAAAGGAGACUCGAAAGGAAAGAGGACGCCCAACAAGCCACUAAAAAUACUGGAGGAGGACGACGAGGAUCUCAGUGCGCUGAAAGACCCCUCUGAGAAGGACUUGACUGACUCUGACCCCGAGCCAUCAACUGUUGAGAGGCUGGGGGCUGGACCUGGCUCAGGAUUCAAAUGGGAAAGCAGUCCUGUGAAAGAUGACCCACAUUUCCAUCACUUCUUGCUGAGCCAGUCUGAGAAGCCAGCCUCAUCCAUGGAGCCCAUCAGCAAGCGUCUCAAGGUCAUUGAAGAGGUCACGGGGUCAACCUCUAUCCAAGCAGCAGACAGCACAGCCAUCAAUGGCAGCAUCACACCCACUGAUAAAAGGAUAGGGUUCCUGGGUCUGGGGCUGAUGGGUAGUGGCAUUGUUUCCAACCUGCUGAAAAUGGGUCACGUGGUCACAGUGUGGAAUCGCACAGCAGAAAAGUGUGACCUGUUCAUUCAGGAAGGGGCCAGGUUAGGCCGCACCCCUGCAGAGGUGGCCUCAAUGUGUGACAUCACCUUCUCCUGCGUCUCUGACCCAAAGGCUGCCAGGGAUUUGGUGCUGGGACCCAGUGGAGUGCUGCAGGGAAUCAGGCCAGGAAAGUGCUAUGUAGAGAUGUCCACUGUAGACCCAGAAACCAUCACAGAACUCUCACAGGUGAUCACCUCACGGGGAGGCCGUUUCCUGGAGGCUCCAGUGGCAGGAAGCCAGCAGCUCUCCAAUGAUGGGAUGCUGGUCAUCCUGGCAGCAGGUGACAGGACGGUGUAUGAAGACUGCAGCAGCUGCUUCCAGGCCAUGGGCAAGACUUCCUUCUUCCUGGGUGAAGCAGGGAACGCAGCGAGGAUGAUGCUGAUCCUCAACAUGGUGCAGGGCAGCUUCAUGGCCACCAUUGCAGAGGGUCUAACUCUGGCCCAAGCCACCGGCCAAUCACAGCAGACCUUCCUGGACAUCCUGUGCCAGGGACAGAUGGCGAGCACCUUUGUAGACCAGAAAUGCCAAAAUAUUUUACAGGGUAACUUUAAACCAGACUACUAUUUGAAACACAUUCAGAAGGAUCUGAGGCUAGCCAUCUCCAUGGGAGACAUGGCCAACCAUCCAACUCCAAUGGCCGCAGCUGCCAAUGAGGUUUAUAAGAGGGCUAAGGCGCUGGACCAGUCAGACAACGACAUCUCUGCAGUCUACAGAGCCUACAUCCACUAGAGUGCAGUCUUUGAUCUCUUCUUCUUUUCUCCUUCACCAUUUACUGAGUUGUUAUUUUCCUCAUGGAAAAACUUUUUUUUUAUAUAUAAAUUUGAGGCAACCUUGAGCGCUGUACUUGACUGUGCUGAUGGUGUGUUCAGACCAACUGUGUGUGAGUGUCGUGCAGUAGAUAAGUCAUGGUAGAUGUAGAUUUCAGGAGCUAACCUGGUUAUCCUGCUCCAUCUCAAUUUCAAAUGCUUUUAUUCUCCAUUUCUGACUCGUCAACAUCUGACAGGCCAUCUUUUUUCUUCUUGACAGAUUGUAGCCAUUUCCUGAAAAAGUCUAAACAGAAUGUUGACACAUGAUAAAAGCAGCAGGAGCUUACAGGACACGAGUAUCGCGAGGUUUUCCUGCUGUGUUCUCUUGAGGACUCAGACGUGACGUAAUGAUUUCAGUGCUGGUGUGAGAGCAGCUCAUAGUAUUUGGUCUGAACACACUGUGAGUGAGUUGCUGGUUUGAAGACACCAGGGCAGAGCACACUGACUCCGUCUGUUAAAAAAAACAACCGUAUGAUUUUUUUUUUUGUUUGUGUGCAAAUGAAGAGUUUAUUUAAUUUAGUGUGAUAUUUUAUUUCCUUUUUUUUUUUUUAAUCAAUGAGAGAAAACACCAAGAACACGUCACUGCAUUGCCUUAAUAUUGUAACCCUCUCAAUGGUCCAUGUAUUUAUUUCUGCUUGUUUCCAGGUCUGAUGUGUGCUUUGAUGUUGCUGUUAAAACAGAGCAACAGGCCACACGAGGCCUUUCGCAUGCAGUAACAAUCAAAUAGCACUCGUCAUGUUCAGUCCCUUCAUUCUGUUGUUUUAUUGGAAGAAUUUUCAGUGUUUUUUGUUUUUCUCUUUUUUUUUUAAUAUAUUCCCCUGCAACAAGAUUAAUCUAGUUGAGUUGUAUUUUAACUGAAGUUUCUAAUGAAUCAUUAGUGUCAUGUUUUCUUAUUUUAAGUUAUAAAAACAAGUGUUUGGCUUUAGAAAAACAUGAGACUUGCAUUAAAGAAACAAGCUAAUCAAACUGUUUGAUGUGGAUUAGUGGAGGCAGUGUUUUACAGUCAGAGGGAGGGCUCUCUCUGACCUGAGCUCCUCCUACCACAGGAAGUUGUGAGUGGGAGCUUAUGUCAUUCCAGCCUUAGUCAGACACUGAGGGUCAUUCCUUCAACAGGAACUGUGAUUUCCAACUGGGGAAGUCAGAUCAACCCCGACAUGGGAUUUAAGAUGGCUGCCACUCACAUAAACACCCCCACCUCCUGAUAAUAACCCUUGUGUUACAGUACUCAGUAACUGUCUAUGUGUGUAGAGUGUUUUUAUUGACUGCUAUUGCUUUUUGUCAACAAAAAAGGAGUAAAACAGAUCAUCUGCACCAUCAUCUUAGUUUACUGAAUGAGUUUUUGCUGUGUGACUUGUGGGGACUGGUGCUGAGAAAUGACAACAUGUCAGUAUGUCCGCACGUGAACAUCAAGCUUAUGCUGCAUUCCAUUUACAUCGCAGCUCAGAAGUCGGAUUUGGGAGUGACGUCACCGCUGCGCACCGUUCUCCUGGCAGAAGCAGUCAAUAACAAAACUGUGCAGUGAAGCCACAUGCCUACAGUCGUACUAAUAUUAUUAUUAUUAUUGUUAUUGUUAUUACGUGUACCACUGACUUACUGUGAAACAGACGUGUCAGUGUCUGUGGAGCAGCCGUCUUGUAGUCCCAUGCAGGGUGUGGUGAGUGUGCUCUUAGUUGGACUGGAACAUUAAUGGGAAAAUCCAAGUUCUGACCUAAAGUGGAAUGUACCGUUGUAUUAAAGAUAAUUUAGAAUGCAUGCGUCCAUCACUGCGUGCUGUCUAAAGCAGUUCUAAAGCAGCUGAAACACGUUUGUAAACGUCUAAAGUAAGGAUCAACACUGGGGUAGACAUGGAACCAUGUGACUGAAAUAACUGCAGCUCACAAUAUUCAUCUGUAAAAAAAAAAAGUCACUCGUUAACGCAGUUAUUUUUUGUUUUUACAUCGUAGACAGAAACACGAGGUAUUUUUGGCGUGAGUUAAGAGACGCAGACUCCCCGGUGAGACUUAAUCAUUAAAACCAUGUUGGUGAGCUGGACCAGUGGUUCUCAAAGCUUGGGUCGGGACACACACAUGAGUCAUGGGACUUGGUUCACAGCCAUUUAUCAGUUUUGGGAAACACUGGCAUAGAUGGCAUAUACAACAUGUAUAAUAUAUUAUUAUUAUUAUUAUUAUUAUUAUUAUUACAGUCCUGCUCUUCUUCCACUGUAUCGUGAAAUGAAAAAAAGACCUAUCCAUGAAUAAGUAAAUGAGUCUAUCAUUAACAAAAUAAUGCACUUGUGUAUGAAUUAUCCCACAUCCCAUUUUGAAAUAUUUGCCAACAUGAAUUAUAUUUGAUGUUUUUAACUGAGGUAAAGAACUGUUUUUAGAAGCCAUGUAAAUAGUUUUAGGUUGACUAUAGUCUUUCUUCUAUGUCUACAAUAACUAGAAUUAAUGACGUCAACUUGUCUUUAGUUUGAAAUGCAACAGGACAACAGCGUCACCUUUUUCUUUUACCAGUCGAUUGUUCAAGUGUAAAUGGUUAAUUGAUUUGUGGCUUAAAUAAUAAAUCAUUGAGUUAGAUCAUGUAUGAAGAAAGUGUGCUUUUGGGGGGAGCUGUAUGAUUUUGUGUACAUGGGAAAUAUCAAGACACGAGUAACAGGUUGUUUAAUAAAUCCUCCCCUGAUCAGUGA
Solea senegalensis (Senegalese sole) is the source of this 4310-nucleotide messenger RNA. It is a transcript of the gene glyr1, whose product is annotated as glyoxylate reductase 1 homolog (Arabidopsis). Lineage: Eukaryota; Metazoa; Chordata; Actinopteri; Pleuronectiformes; Soleidae. The record is from RefSeq and is a predicted model, not a curated record. Gene Ontology annotation, molecular function: oxidoreductase activity, acting on the CH-OH group of donors, NAD or NADP as acceptor; NAD binding; NADP binding. Bases 45 to 1568 code for a protein of 507 amino acids. The transcript has 16 exons.